CACGCGGGGAAGCGUAUAGGUGUCGUCUCUCUCCGGAUCGCCGUAUCAAUUGCAAUGUGCAAAUACGUCUUAAUUGCUGCACUGGCCGUAAUGGGCUCCAUUAUCCAAGUGCGAGCAACGCUGCACGAUCUACCCGGGGUCUUUGACUUCUCCAACGUGGAUCUGGUGAACUUCCAAUACUUCAAGAACCUGGCCUCGCAGGAUCCCCGAACCGCAGCCAACGCAAAUCCGUUUCUGGAGCACUUUCAGAAGAAGAAGGCGGUGCUGGACUACCUCGACCGCCUGUUCUUUGGGAACUCGCCGUUCCAGCAACCCAGUGAGAUUCCCUUUGAUCCUCACUUUGGUCGCUCCUGGCGUCCAACCUACGAGCGAAAGUUCGGAUAUCGCGGGGAGCGUCUGAUCGCUGCUCUGGGAUCGGGCUACUCGGUCUCCCAGCUACGACACUUUGGAGCCAUUCCCCGAGAGUACGGCACUCCCCACUAUCCUAGUUGAGUGCGGAUUGCCCUUACAUAGCUUUAGAUAGUGUAUUUAUGGAAUAAACUUAAGCUACGAUACUUGA
This is a messenger RNA of Drosophila suzukii, 559 nucleotides long. RefSeq lists its product as uncharacterized. NCBI's taxonomy places the organism in Eukaryota, Metazoa, Arthropoda, Insecta, Diptera, Drosophilidae. The record is from RefSeq and is a predicted model, not a curated record.